GGCUCGUUAGAGCAUGGAUGGAACGCUGAUAAUGUCUACCUUGGAAUGUGUAGAUAAUGCUGUAUUGGAAUUAAAUGAGAGACAAGUCCCAUUUACCUGCCGGAUUAAUCUACUGUGGAAAGAGUGGCCUUAUAUAGGAAAGAAGAGCCCCGACCUUGGGGAGUAUGAUCCCCUCACCCAGGCCGACAGCGAUGAGAGCGAAGAUGAUCUUGUGAUUAACCUGCAGCAGAAGAACGGAGGGGUCAAAAAUGGGAAGAGCCCUCUGGGAGGAGCACCAGAGCCUGACUCUGAUGCAGAGGCUGCCGGGCCUGCAAAGCCACAUCUCUCCGAAGUCACCACAGAGGGCUACCCCCCGGAGCCCCUUGGGGGCUUGGAGCAGAAGGCAACCUCCUCCCUUGUGUCCUACGUGCGCACGUCCGUCUUCCUGCUGACGCUGGGGGUGUCGAUGGUCUUGGUGCUCCUCUGUGCUUUCCUCAUCCCCUGUCCCCCCAGAGAUCUGCACAGCACUUGGAGCCAUCGCUUGGGCUCUCAGGGAGGUGGGGACCUGUCUCCACUGGAAUUGGCUGAUGUGAAUGGAGACGGCCUGCGGGAUGUGCUCCUCUCCUUUGUGGCAUCAAGGAAUGGGAGCUCAGCAGGUGACUCAAGACCGGCCGCUGAUCUUGUAUGCCUCUCAGGGAUGAAUGGCAGCACCCUGUGGUCCAGUCCCCUCCCAGAAGAGGCCCAGGAUAUCACAUGUUUGGAUCUGAUGCCAGGUAGCAGGGCUGAGAUCAUCUGUCUUGUGACUGGGACACGUAAGAUGCUCAGCGCAUUCAAUGCCACCACAGGGAAGGCCAUCUGGACUCUGAGCCCGGACUCCCUGUCCAGUGGCACCCUGGCUGCCCCUGCGGUGGUGCUGCCGGACUUGGACGAGGAUGGUGUUAGAGACCUCGCAGUUCUGGCCAUCGGGGAAACACAGCCAGAUGUGUGCUUUCUGCUGGUGUCUGGCUGGACAGGGAGCCCAGUGGGCCGACCUGUGAAGUACAGCAUCGUGAGAAUGGGGAAUCUGAUUGGUCCCCAGGUUUACAGCACGGCCAGUGGGGCUGUCUACAUCCUGUUUGGCUUUGGAAAUGUACAAGCUGUCGCCCUGCGAGACAUUUUUGUUCAGGCCCAAAACCGAGACAGCUCACCACCUUCUCUGCAGAUAGAAGAGCCAGAAUGGGAGAAGCGGAGAUCCAUCAACCUGUCUGAGCUCAUUGACAUAUACAGCGAUGGUGUUGAGCUGCUCCAGAUGGUGAAGACCCCUGAUUCCAACUGCAGCAACCUCCUGAUUACAACCAGACAAGGCCUGGUUCUGCUUCGGGGGCAAAACCUUACACCCUACUGGACAUUGAGCCUUCCAGGCCUGUGCAGCCAGCCUACUCCUGGGUAUUUUACUGAUGACCGGACAUUAGACUUCCUUCUGCAGACACAGGAAGGAGUUGGGAUGAAAAAGAUGAUGGUGGUUGAUGGCGACUCUGGCUCCAUCAUUUGGAACUACAGCACUCCAUGUCACAUGAAAGAAACUCCAACCACCUCAGCAGUUACUUCAGACCGGAAGUCUGUCUUCCUGUUCUGGGCAGAAGGGCUGUCGGCUGCACCACCCAAUUCUGAUGCCAUCUUAGGAGCUGAUCCACCCAGCCUUUACCACCUUUACCUCCUACAUCCGACCUUCCCCUCCAUCCUGCUGGACCUGGCCAAUGCCACAGGCACAGUGACGGCCUCAAAGGUUGGAAUCAAUGACCUCUGGAAAGAUGCCUUUUAUGUCACCAGGACGACAGGGCCAGGCUCUGAGGGGCACCCCACACCCGUGGUGGUCAGCAAGCUUAGUCUUCGUUGGGCACUGAUGGAGAGCCAGAUGGUCCAGCUGAAGGAGACCACACCCAAAAUUGGCCGGGGGGAGCUGCGAAGAUUCCUCUCCAGGAUAAAGUUUGUUGAUUCUCCCUAUCAGAUCUAGUCUAAUGGAAUCUUCAGUUUCAGAAGUAAACAGAGCGGGUCCCCUCUGCAGUCAGUGUGGAAGCAGUUCUUUGGAGAGAGGGAGACGUCCCAGGAUGGAUCGCUGCACUUUGGAAGGCAGCUGAUGGAGCUGCGAGGAUGCAUGACCCGCUUGGCUGGGGCCUGGACUACCUUUCCCAUCCCCGUCCUGCGUUAACCCCUCUAGGAACUCUGCGUGGGUAGUUUGGAAAUGUGAAUCUUCUCGGUGUUUUAUUUUUUCAUACAUCUAAUUUAUAAACUGUUGCUGGGGAAUCCAGUAAAGCCUAUGAGUAGGACAUAUUUUGUUUUGCAUUAUGCUGCGUGUAUGUAUUUUUUGGUAUUGUGGUGAGAUUAUUUCCAGACAUGCCCUAAGCUUCAGGGAUCCCAUUUCUUGUCCUCUGGAGAUACCUGUGACUUCAUCAUCUUGAGACUUCCAGAUCGCCUGCCUCUGAUUUUGAGGGUCACCCGUCAUUCUCUCCUUACUCUCUCUCCCGUACCACGGCUACUUCUGAGCUGGUGAGAAAGACUGACAGUGGAGGACCAAGUCACCCAGCCAGCAUUUUCAUCUUUCCUUCCCCAACUUUCCAUCUGUAUUAAGUGGCCAUGACAACAAUCAUGUUCCUAUCACAAGGGGAGCAAGAGAAAUAGUUUCAAUGACUCACUUCUAACCAGGUCGCUAUGUCCUGUCGAAUUUGGUUUUGUUUGCUCUGCCAGGCAUGACCUUUGUUCCUGCAAUGAUGUCAGAGGGCUGGGAGUCAGGGCCCAGGAAGCCCCAUCCUCUCCACUCUGCUUUCUUCGCAUCUCCGCUGGGCAUCUCCGCUGGGCAUCUCCGCAUCUCCUCACCUCCUCUUACCUUGCUUUCUUUUUUAUUCAGGGAUAUGUGUCUGGACUUUUACUUUUGCUACUUGAGUCCAGUAUGCAACCAUUUUGCCCUGUACCUUCCCUUAUAGAGUCUUUGAAGCAUUGUAUUUAGCGAAAAUUCUUAUGCAAACACUAUAAAUUUUAUAAGUGAUUAACCUCUUUAGAAUUAUUUCCAGUACUUUCCCCAUUCUUCUGUACACAUUUAUUUUUUUGUUUUCUUUUUUUUGGUACUGGGGAUCAAACUCUGGUCCUUGUGCUUGUGAAGCAGGCGGCGAAACCACUGAGCUAAAUCCCCGGCCCUGUACACAUUUAUUACUUCUGUUAAGUUCCCUUUUAAACUUCUAGGUCAUUGUCUAUAUAGCAGAAAAUCCAGUGGUAGCUCAUGAAGAGAAAAAACUGCUUUUCUGAUUGAGUACUUUUGAUCUUCCCUGAGUGAAAAUCAGGCUUUCUUCUUACUUGGGCUAGUUUCUCUUUAGCUUGUGUUAAUGAAGGGAUUCCAGAAAAUUAUGGAUUCCAUAUUUCAAGGGAUAUCUAUUAAUUGCUCACUGAUAGGUGUUGCAACAGGGGAUUGGUAGCAAUAUAUCCAAGCAAGUAUAUUGUUUCCACUGCAGACUAUCUGGCCUACAGCUCAGCCGUGCCAGGUUUCUGCUAAGACUCUGAAAACAUAUUUACUUUCAACAUUUUGGAAGUUGUGGGUGGGUCCAGCUUGACUUUAGUAGAACAGUUGAGAGGAUAUUUCAACUACAGAUUCCUUUGUAGGCACUGAAUCUACUUGGGUAAAAGGGCCUAGGUCACAGGGAUGGCGAAUCUUUUGGAGCUUUCAAUAACAACAUCCCUCUGUGGCACGCAUGACAUAGGUUUGCCACCACUGGCCUAGGAUAUAGUUCAAUUAGCUAUAGCGUUCUCAGGACUAAUUUAUAGUGGACCAAAGCCCAAAACUAAUGGUCCUAUGGCUUGGUUAAGCCAUCCAUGCAUAACCUGUUCUCUAACAUGUUGAGGCUUUCUGGGAAGCCAGCCAGCAUAUACAGGAGUAAAAUACAAAGUUGUUUAUUGAAGAUCUGUUUGAGUAGGGUUUGUUUGGACAGAGGGACUAUGUGUAUGCAGGGUAAGUCUCAGACACAGAGAAGAGGAAUCUAGAAACUAGUGUGACUGAAUUCUGCAGAAGUACAUUCUGUGAGUUUGAAUCCCUCCUUGCUACACAUAAUGAAAGCUCCAGGUUUACUUCCUCUUGCAGCUAGUAUAGAAGGAUAGAAGUGAUUCUGAGGACUGAGGAAGUGUCAUCUGUCUGAUAUGAGUGCUGGUCUCUUGUCAGAUGUGUCCUAAACAACCCACUCCUUGCAGGCAACCACCCACCCAGAUACCCAAGACAGGAAGCUGUCCUUUCUCUUCCCAGUCCAAACAGGGUUUCUGGCAAAGCCAGCUGGAUGACUACUUAGCAGCAGUAAUGACUUCUACAAGUGCAAGGGCUUUCCCCACGCAGGCUCUCCUCUUUCCUUCCCUUGUAAACCCUCCCCUCUGUGCUAGGCAGUAUCCUCACUGUCCCCCAAAUAUGUGGCAUGGUUCUACCAACUAACCCCGUGAAUGUGAAUCGCUGUCCUUAUUGUUCACAGGAAAGGAGAGCCAGCUGGUCUGUUGUCUGAAAGCACUAUUUAAAAUGUGAACUGUUAGAGAACAAAUAAAUACCAUGUACCGGAAUGUA
This is a messenger RNA of Heterocephalus glaber (naked mole-rat), 4549 nucleotides long. Lineage: Eukaryota; Metazoa; Chordata; Mammalia; Rodentia; Bathyergidae. The record is from RefSeq and is a predicted model, not a curated record.